CUAAAUUGUGCUUUUUAAAUGUGACAACUUCUUAACCCUGAUAAGAGUUCAGUCUGUUCUGUUUUUGUAUUUACUCACAUCAAGAUCCUUAUCACAGUACAAGGACAACACACUUGCUACUUACUGCAAUCCUCAAAGCUAUCUAAAACAGGAAUUUGAAAAGUUCUUAUUUCAAGUAUAAUUUAUAAGCAAAGUUCUCUUACUUUUUGAACUUUGCAAGUACUAAGUACAAGCUAAAUUAACAUUAGAAAACUUUGAUUUUUAAUAGUUACUCAAUGGUCUUCAAAAGGUAAAAUGUACUUGUCUGAUCUCCACCCAUUUUCAGUUUCAACAUAGCAAAUUUCCCAUUCGUACUCAGGGCAAAUUCAAAAGCAUUGAAAAGGUAUUGGUUAUUACUGAAGAUAAUUUAUGCAAUCAUAAGCCAAAGAUGCUAGGCUGGCAAAAAGAAAACCAUACAAGUAAGCAAACCCUAGCACCUGUGAGACACGCCCUCUCAGUAUAUAAAGGCUCGGCACUGUCCUUGGUAGCAGGCGCUCCCUGAGCUACACUACACCACCAUGUCUGUUCGAUUCAGCUCCAGCAGCAGGCAGUACUCUUCCAGCCGCAGUGGAGGAGGAGGAGGAGGAGGAGGUGGUGGGUCAUCCAUCAGAGUUUCCAGCACCAAAGGCUCCCUUGGUGGAGGGUUUGGCUCAGGGGGGUUCAGCGGUGGCUCUUUUAGCCGUGGGAGCUCUGGUGGAGGCUGCUUUGGGGGCUCAUCAGGUAGCUAUGGAGGCUUUGGAGGAGGCAGCUUUGGUGGUGGCUAUGGAGGAGGCAGCUUUGGAGGAGGCUAUGGAGGAGGCAGCUUUGGAGGAGGCAGCUUUGGAGGUGGCAGCUUCGGUGGAGGUAGCUUUGGUGGAGGUAGCUACGGAGGAAGCUUUGGUGGUGGAUUUGGAGGAGAUGGUGGUGGCCUUCUGUCUGGAAAUGAAAAGGUGACGAUGCAGAACCUGAACGACCGCCUGGCUUCCUACAUGGACAAAGUCCGGGCUCUGGAAGAGUCCAACUAUGAGCUGGAAGGUAAAAUCAAGGAGUGGUAUGAGAAACAUGGGAACUCCAGCCAGCGAGAGCCCCGGGACUACAGCAAAUACUACCAGAUCAUUGAAGACCUUAAAGGGAAGAUCCUCAACAUGACAACUGACAAUGCCAAUGUCCUGCUGCAGAUCGACAAUGCCAGACUGGCAGCUGAUGACUUCAGGAUGAAAUACGAGAAUGAGGUAGCUCUGCGCCAGAGCGUGGAGGCAGACACCAAUGGCCUGCGCAGGGUGCUGGAUGAGCUGACCCUUACCAAGUCUGACCUGGAGAUGCAGAUCGAGAGCCUAAAGGAGGAGCUGGCUUACCUGAAGAAGAACCACGAAGAGGAAAUGAGAGACCUUCAAAAUGUGUCUACUGGCGAUGUGAAUGUGGAAAUGAACGCUGCCCCAGGGGUUGACCUGACUCAGCUGCUGAACAACAUGAGAAACCAAUACGAACAACUUGCAGAAAAGAAUCGUAAGGACGCAGAAGCCUGGUUCAAUGAAAAGAGCAAGGAACUCACCACAGAAAUUGACAGCAACAUUGAACAAAUGUCCGGCUAUAAGAAUGAAAUCACUGAAUUGAGACGUACCGUUCAGGGUCUGGAGAUCGAACUGCAGUCCCAGCUAGCCCUGAAACAAUCGCUGGAAGCCUCCUUGCAUGAAACAGAAGGUCGCUACUGCGUGCAGCUCUCCCAGAUUCAAAGCCAGAUUUCCGCCCUGGAGGAACAGCUGCAACAGAUUCGGGCUGAGACCGAGUGCCAGAACGCCGAGUACCAACAACUUCUAGACAUUAAGACCCGACUGGAGAACGAGAUCCAGACCUACCGCAGCCUGCUAGAAGGAGAGGGAAGUUCCGGAGGCGGGCGCGGCGGCGGCAGCCACGGCGGUAGCUACGGCGGCGGAAGCUCUGGUGGCGGAAGCUACGGCGGCGGAAGUUCCGGCGGCGGUAGCCACGGAGGCAGUGGCAGCUACGGCGGCGGAAGCUCUGGUGGCGGAAGCUACGGCGGCGGAAGUUCCAGCGGCGGCGGUGGCGGCAGCUACGGCGGCGGAAGUUCCGGCGGCGGCCACGGAGGCAGUGGCAGCUACGGCGGCGGAAGUUCCGGUGGAGGCCAGAGCGGAAGUGGAGGGUUCAAGAGUUCUUCCGGAGGGUCCGGUGGCGGCGACCAAUCCUCUAAAGGCCCAAGGUCAGCAGAAACUAGCUGGGAUACUAACAAAAUCAGAGUGAUCAAGACGAUUAUUGAGGAGGUGACACCUGAGGGUAGAGUCCUUUCGUCUAUGAUUGAAUCAGAAACCAAGAAACACUUCUAUUAAGCUGCAUAGAAGAGUCUCUUUACACAGGCCACUGCACAGAUGUGUGGAAAACAAAUGUCCAAGAAAACACUUCUGUCUUAAUGGCCUAUGGAAAUAGGUUAACUCCUUGAAAUUAAGGGUCUAUACGGUGUUUUGUGGUUUCUGCAUUUCUUCUUUUCAUUUAUCAGAAAGUAUUCUUUUGUGGAGAAAAAAGGAAGCUUUCUCAUUUACUAAUUAAUUUCUCAUUUACUAAUGAAUUUCAAUAAACUUUCUUACUGAUGCAAACUA
Arvicanthis niloticus (Nile rat) is the source of this 2627-nucleotide messenger RNA. RefSeq names its product keratin 10 (gene Krt10). NCBI's taxonomy places the organism in Eukaryota, Metazoa, Chordata, Mammalia, Rodentia, Muridae. Gene Ontology annotation, cellular component: cytoskeleton; keratin filament. Gene Ontology annotation, molecular function: structural constituent of skin epidermis. Gene Ontology annotation, biological process: epithelial cell differentiation; intermediate filament organization; epidermis development. The record is from RefSeq and is a predicted model, not a curated record.